GGGCAUCAUUCGUCACGAACUGUUCGAUAACCGCAGAUCAAAACACCAACCAAAAAUCACCAUGAAGUUCCUGAUUGUCUUCGUUGCCCUCUUCGCCGUGGCUCUGGCCGCUCCUGCCGCUCCUGAGGCUCAAAUCCUGCGAUCGGAAUCCGAUGUUGGACCCGAGAGCUUCAAAUACGACUGGGAGACUAGCGAUGGUCAGGCUGCUCAGGCCGCCGGUCAGCUGAAGAACAUUGGCUCCGAGAACGAGGCCAUCUCCGUCACUGGAUCCUACCGUUUCGUUGCUGAUGAUGGUGUCACCUACGAAGUCCAAUACAUCGCCGAUGAGAACGGAUUCCAGCCCCAGGGUGCCCAUCUGCCUGUCGCCCCCCUGGCCUAAGUCAUCUAAAAUGGAUUACAUAGUUCCUUGUUAAUACCGUUUAACUGAAACAAACCCCUUGUCGACCUUUAUUUUGAGGAAGGAAGGAUCUAAGUCAAAAAGCCGGAAUUGUUAUAAAUAAUAAAAAAAAUUAGUACAUUGAAAA
This is a messenger RNA of Drosophila takahashii, 524 nucleotides long. It is a transcript of the gene Lcp65Ag2, whose product is annotated as Lcp65Ag2. Lineage: Eukaryota; Metazoa; Arthropoda; Insecta; Diptera; Drosophilidae. The record is from RefSeq and is a predicted model, not a curated record. Gene Ontology annotation, cellular component: chitin-based extracellular matrix. Gene Ontology annotation, molecular function: structural constituent of chitin-based larval cuticle.